This is a messenger RNA of Clavispora lusitaniae ATCC 42720, 1392 nucleotides long. RefSeq names its product protein translocase subunit (gene TIM50). NCBI's taxonomy places the organism in Eukaryota, Fungi, Ascomycota, Pichiomycetes, Serinales, Metschnikowiaceae. The record is from RefSeq and is a predicted model, not a curated record. Gene Ontology annotation, cellular component: TIM23 mitochondrial import inner membrane translocase complex. Gene Ontology annotation, biological process: protein import into mitochondrial matrix.
AUGCUUGCUUCGAAAAUUUUGCGUGCAUUGCCACUCCACGGCGCAUCGCAGGCCCGUUUGGCCAUGCCCGUUGUCCGCUCGAAUUUUGGCGGCUGGAGAAGAUUUUACGCUGAAAAGAAAGAUGAGAAACCGCAAUCCAUCUUGACUGACGACAUGUUGGCCAAGGCAGGUUUUGAGGACGAACCAAAGAACGAAGAGAACGACGACAAGUCUAAGAAUGAGAAAUCCGCCAGAAGAAGACGGAAAGCGCAAACAUCCAAGGAUAUCCAGAGAGAGAAGUAUGCCAACUGGUUCUACAUUUCGACUCUUUUUGGCACUUUUGCCGGUGUGGGCUGGAUGUGCAGAGACUGGGACUCAGACGAGGAACAAAAGAGAUUGGAUGCCAGUGAUAUUGGAAACGGAUACACUCCCAAAUUGAUGUAUGAUCGUUUCAACAAGAGAUUUCUGAGUCUCUUUACGUUCUUCAGCGAACCGGCUUUCGAAAACUUAUUGCCUCCUCCUCCACCAGAAGCUUACCGUCGUCCGUUGACCUUGGUUUUGUCUUUGGAUGAUCUUUUGAUCCACUCUGAAUGGGACACCAAGAACGGUUGGAGAACAGCCAAGAGACCUGGUUUGGACUACUUUUUGGGAUACUUGUCGCAGUACUACGAGAUUGUUAUUUUCGGCUCCAACUCUCAAAUGUAUUCUGAGAAAACUGUGGCCAAAUUGGACCCUUUGAGAGCUUACAUCCAGUAUGCUUUGUUCAGAGAGGCCUGUCGUUACAAAGAUGGAAAAUUGAUCAAAGACUUGAACCUCUUGAACCGUGAUUUAGCUAAGACUGUUGCCAUUGAUGUCAAUGAAGAAUCUUUGUGCAUGAACCCAGAGAACAGUAUCAUUUUGAAACCAUGGGACGGUAAGCCUGACGACACUUUGGUCAAGUUGAUUCCCUUGUUGGAAUACUUGGCCACUCAACCAAUCAAGGAUGUUCGUCCUAUUUUGAACUCUUUUGAAGACAAGAGCAACAUCAUUGCUGAGUACGAGAAACGUGAAGCACAAUUGCGUGCCCGUUGGAGAGAAGAUAACAAGGACUUGUUGGCAAGAGCCCACAAGCCAAAUGCUGGUAGCUUUUUUGCAUCCUUGAUGGGUAUUCCACAGUCUUCUGUCAACAGAGAACCAAAAAUGCCAUUGGACAUCAUUAGAGAACAUGGUCAGAUGCAAUACGAGAGCUUGCAGAAGUACUUGAAGGAAAAUGAAGCCAAGUUCUUGGAAGAGGAGAGAAAGAUGAAGGAGGAAUACGGAAAAGUGACUUUGAAUAAGUUGAUGACCGAAGGAAUGCCAACUGCAGAAGAGAUUGCAAAGGCCCAAGCAGAAAAAGGCUGCUUUAGAAGCUUCUGGUUCCCGCAACUGAUGUAA